CCAGGGUUUAUAUACGUCAUUGGGACAAACAAUAGGAGUAUGACCAGAGAUUGCUGCCUCUGACAGCCUGCACAGUGGAGGACGAUUAAGUGCUUUAUCAAACUGGAGUUUGCUGAUUUACAAUAAAAUAACUGUAGGAAUAUCCCUGUUGUCGCACUAUUGAUGACGUGAGGAAUGAGAAAAUAUUCGACAACAUGGAGAAGAAACAUGUGUCAGCUUUUGCAUUGUACCAAAAUGCGCUAUUAGCAUCGACUCCUGAAGUUAAAACAUCAACUGUGAAGGUACUUGGGGUUAAGUUAUUACUACUGGUGUUUGCUCGCUUGCAAUUUCAGAUAGGCUAUGUUUUGUAAAAUGUACUUUACAGUGUCCUGUUUUGUUAGCCGGCACACAUCAACUGUGUUGCCAAACCAACUGAAGUAGCUAGCUAGCAAAUGUAUGUAAUUUGAAGUAGUCUUCUUGCAUAAUUUGCAUGUAAAGUGCAAAUGUGCAUAUAAGUAAGGAUCAUCUGUUUAAUCUGUUAUUGCUAUAUGCAUCUGCUCAAGUGACUGCUGAUUGCCUAAAACCAUUUCAAGGCUGACUGCCUCUGCCUACUGGAUGCUUUUAUAGAUUACAGCAAAGAAGCGGAAGGAAAAUGGUAUCCAGCCCCCCAAAUCCAUCAAAAAGACCAAAAGGAAACAGAUGGGCAAGCAGGUCAUCAAAGCGGCACAGAGAGAGAAGAGUGUGGAGAGACUGGCAGAGGUUAGUUUGGAGCAUCAGCAUAUAGCCUAUGUAAUUGUAUGACUGUGGUUCCCUAGGUUUUUCAGUCAUUGUGAGUGUUUGAGAUAAACUACAUUGUAUUCAGACUAAGCAGAAUCACUGAUCUACAAUCGCUUUGCAUCCCCAAAUAGAUCGCUACUCAUUGUGAUCAAUAUAAGCUAUUCUGUGCCUCGCCUGGUCAAACUGAUCAACUUAAAACACACUGAUUGUCUGGCUGUAUGCAGGAGGUACAGUGCGGAGAGGGACUAGAUGCUCUGCUGAGUGAACUGGCUAAAGUCAGCAACAGCAGGGAGAGAGCAAGCAAACUUUUCCAGUGGCUCAUCCACCCCAUUCCUUCCAAGAGCUUCUUCAGGUAAGGAUGCCUGUGUAGCCUUUCACAGUACAGUAUUGUACUAGAUUGCACAGGGAGAUAUCCUUUGUUAACUAUUGACUUCCUUGAUCUUAGAGAUACAUGGGAAAAGAAGCCAGUUUUGAUCAAACGUCAGAAUCCAGACUAUUAUACGGGACUGUUCUCCACAGCAGAGUUUGAUUGCAUUUUAAGACAGGUAAGGUGUCAUGACUACCUACACAUCUUCUGUGUUUAGUGUCAGUUUUGUUGAUCAGAUAAGGUUUUUGCUAUUGAUAUUUUCAGGAUGAUGUUCAGUAUGGGGUGAACCUGGAUGUCACCAGCUACACAAAUGGCAAAAGAGAGACACACAAUCCUCCAGGGAGGGCGCUCCCAUUCACUGUAUGGGACUUCUAUGAGGUAAAAAGCCAAAUGAAAGUCUCCUGAUUUGUCAAGUUUCAUUUACAAAGUGUGAGCAAGUGUUGGUUAGAUCAUACCAAUAUCUGUGUAACAUGUUCUAGUUAAAGUCCUUAGUACCUCAACAUAAUAUUGAAACCCAACCUGUUAUGUUCCAUGUCAUCCAGAGUGGUUGCUCCCUGCGUAUGCUGAACCCCCAGGCCUUCUCCUCCACUGUGUGGAAUGUGCUGUCCAUCCUCCAGGAGCACUUUGGCAGCAUGGCAGGAGCCAACGUGUGAGUGACCCUCUCUGACAAUCUAUCUGACCAGUGAGAUGCUCUCACACAACAUUGAAAGUUAUUGAACAUGUAUGGGACUGAACAUAAUUUCCUCCUUGGAUGACAAACUAUUAUAUUGUAUUCUUACCACAUGCUGAAUGCUGAUGCACUUCAUGACAUUUCAGUAAAAAUGUAUUUUUUUUGUCCCCAGGUAUCUGACACCUCCAGGAACACAGGGCUUUGCUCCACAUUAUGAUGACAUCGAGGCCUUUGUGGUUCAGCUGGAAGGGAAGAAGCACUGGAGAGUUUACAACCCCAGGUGACUGAGUUAGUCUAAAUCUAGUUUGUCCCAAAAAGGUGAUCAGCACCUAUUGCAUGCAGCAACCCAUUUUGAACAUGAUUCAUGUCAGUACACUCUGCUGAGAAACUAAUAUAUUUUGUGGGAUGUUUUUUCCUGUCACUUUUCAGGUCAGAAAAUGAGGUCUUGCCUGUCGUUUCCAGUCGUAAGUAGUCCUUUGUCCACUAUUGUGCCUAUGAAUAGACAAUCACGACAGAUCACUCACUCCCUUGUACCUCAGCCUCAGUCCUUACAGAUGGCUUGGUAUUCCUCCUCCAGCUAACUUUAGCCAGUCAGAGAUUGGGAAGCCCAUCCUGGAUGUAGUCCUGGAGGCUGGGGAUCUCCUUUACUUCCCCCGAGGUUUCAUCCACCAGGGGGACUGCCUGUCGGAUGCUCACUCCCUCCACAUCACUGUCUCAUCUUACCAGAAGAACAGCUGGGGAAACCUACUGGCAAAGGUUUGUUAUUAACCCGCUUAAUCCUAUGCAUUGCUUGUAUGGGACACUGUCCAGUUCUUUGUCUAAUUUUGUAUCAAUAAAUACAUUUUGUGAUGUAGAUUGGUCAUGGAUUAAUUUACAGAGUUAAAAUAUUGCAGGAUAUAAAAUAUCUAUACAAAAACAUGCCUUUACUUGUAAUUAUAGGCUUGUAUUUUGUAUGAUGCAGAACAUGAUCUCUUUGACAGGUGGUCCCAGCAGCCCUAGAGAUGGCCAUGGAGGAUGAUGUGGACUUCAGACGAGGCCUGCCUGUGGAUUACCUGACUUACAUGGGGGUACAGAACUCUGACAAGGUACUUCAGACACCACCAUUUACCUGUGCCUGGUUUCCAAUGUACAAUGAACCUCUAAGCACCCACUCUCAGCAGGGGUGUGUUCAGAAGGGUGACAUUUUGAAGAUGGAGAUGUAACAGAGCUGACGCCUAUGCCCCAUUGCAAAGAACGUCUGUUCUACACAAUAUAUUUAUAUCUGAACAUAAUGUAACGCUGCACCCUCAAUCUACCUGUGUGCGAAUAGGAGGAUCCACGCAGGGCCCAGUUCCUAUCCAAAAUAGAGGGUCUGAUGAAGAAGCUAUCAACCUUUGCCCCUGUGGAUGCUGCUGUGGAUCAGAAAGCUAGGGACUAUCUCCAUGACUGUCUACCCCCAAUGCUCACCGCAGGUACCAAAUAAGGUUUUACUUGAAAUUGUGAUAGGUGGUUGUUUUACCUACUUUAGUUGAACACUUAUUGUAAGUCACUCUGGAUAAUAGCUGCUAAAUGACUCAAAUGUAAAUAUUUACUCUAAAAUGUCACAUUAAAUUGACUACUGUGACUGCUCCACAUGGCCAGUGUAACUGAUUCUGGUGAUUAUCCACAGAGGAAAGGGCCAGCAGUGUCCAGGGAGCUCCUUCCAGGUGGCAGGAUGGAGAGGCUGUGGACAUGGGUGUGGCCAUCAGGGGCCAGACCAGAGUCAGACUUGUCCGUUCUGGAAUCGCCAGGUAGAUCUCAGCAUGAAAUACAAAAGCAUGGCUCUAAAGGGUUGACAUUUUCAGAAAAGACCCUGGCUCUGUCGUAGCCGGCCGCGACCGGGAGACCCAUGGGGCGGCGCACAAUUGGCCAAGCGUCGUCCAGGUUGGGGGAGGGAAUGGCUGGCAGGGAUGUAGCUCAGUUGGUAGAGCAUGGCGUUUGCAACGCCAGGAUUGUGGGUUCGCUUCCACGGGGGGGGCAGUAUGAAAACUAAAAAAAACUAAUGUAUGCACUCACUAACUGUAAGUCGCUCUGGAUAAGAGCGUCUGCUAAAUGACUAAAAUGUCAAUGUGCCGCCGCAGGUUAUGCAGUGAUGGAGAAGCAGUUUGGCUUUACUACACUGCCGACAACUCCAGAGUCUACCACAAGGAGGAGCCCAAGAGCUUUGAAAUAAAAGCAGAGGUAUGAAUGAUUCGGUCUCUGUAAUUGCCUUGCUAAUAUAGCAGUGAUGUGUGCCUGUCUGAGAUGACGCACUGCAGUGAUAGCCUUUGUUAUGAUGUAACUUUUUCAGCACACAGAUGCCAUGAGUUUCUGAUCCAUGCGUAUCCAAAGUUUGUGACAGUGGGCAGCUUGCCAUGCGAGUUGGCUGAGGACAAGGUGUGUUUCUCAACAUGUUAUGCAACAUUGCUAAAACAUGUAUGCUUUCUUCUGCAUAAAAUCUAACCACUUAUGCAUCUCUGUAGUGCAUGGUCAAGCCUUGAUGAUAUACAGUGAUUGUGUUGGAGUCUGCAAUGCAGUUUUCUUAAAGAUGUAAUUCCCUGCUCUUCCAGGUGUCCUUGGCUGAGCUGCUGUUUGAGAGAGGGCUUAUUCACACUGCAGAACCUCUGCAGCGAUCCUGAAGGGACUCUAAUACAAGUUUCACAAUAGCUAUCUGCUGCGCUAGCAUCAUUCACGUCACACUAUGUGUAGGUAGAAUUGUUAUCUGAUUUUAGGACAGCAGUCAAAUUAAAUGAGUAGUGCAUCAGCAUUGCCCUCUACAACAAACUCGUCUAGACUCUUCAAACUAUAUUGUGCAAUGCUGGCACUCAAAAUUAUCUAAAGUCAUAGAUAUGUAAUAGCCCUUUAACAAUGUUACCCUUUACCUGUUCAGUAAAUAUUGAAUUAAACUCAAUUGCAUAUUGGUGUAAAAGAAUCCUUGUUUUUGUGUGUUGCAAAUGUCCAACUAUGCCUUAUUACAGGGUUCUUCAAUUCCGGUCCUGGAGGGCCGAAACACUUCUGUUUUUUAUUUCUACCUGGUAGUUAAUUGCACUCACCUGGUGUCCCAGGUCUGAAUUAGCCCCCGAUUAGAAGGAGAGGAUGAAAAACAGAGGUGUUUCGGCCCUCCAGGACCAGAAUUGAAGAACCCUGCCUUAUUACUAUAGUUGUGUAUACUUAAAUCACAAAUUAGUGACUAGAGG
This is a messenger RNA of Coregonus sp. 'balchen', 4987 nucleotides long. The record is from the annotation of a GenBank genome assembly. Lineage: Eukaryota; Metazoa; Chordata; Actinopteri; Salmoniformes; Salmonidae.